AGAGAUGGAUGCUGCUCCUCACGUUAGGAAGGAGAGGAGGAAGGUGACAGCCAGCGAGCAGGAGGGCAGGAGGAUCAGGAGAUCCUCAGCUCAGAACCUCCCCGACAUCCUCUCCUCCUCCCCUCCCACCUCCUCCCCUCUCUCCCCUUCCACCUCCUCCCCUCCCUCCUCCUCCACUCUCUCCCCUUCCACCUCCUCCCCUCCCUCCUCCUCCACUCUCUCCCCUUCCACCUCCUCCCCUUUCUCUCCCUCCUCCUCCACUCUCUCCCCUUCCACCUCCUCCCCUUUCUCUCCCUCCUCCUCUCGUAGCGCCUCACCCCUCACCCCAACCUCCAGCCCAUCAGGUUCUCAGAGGUCCUCUCCUCUACCGCCCCCCGAGGUGACCAACGGUACUGCAGCCUCCCCAUCUCCCACUGAACAGGAGCCCAAGACUACGUCUAACCUGGGGCGAUCAUUCCUCAGUCACCACAUGUCCGCCUUGGGGAUCAGUAGGAGGUCACGGCUCUUUAACAAGGCUGGUUCCAUCUCUGAGGAACCUGCUCCUUCUGCCUCUCGAGCCGCAAGCAGCCCGUCUCCUACUGACUUGGCUGGCCCUGAGAAGCAACAGCAGCCCCAGAUGGUCCCGGAGCAACACGGGAACAAGACGGAGAGGAACACCUUCAGCCCAGAGGACUGUAAUGUUGAUAUGGACAAGCCCGUCCUCAGGAAGUUUCAGUAAGUACGGUUAUGGAGCGUUAUGUUGCAUGAUGGGAGGUGGCCGACCUGCUUUGGAGCCUGCUGCUUUCUGGGAGA
This is a messenger RNA of Oncorhynchus masou masou (cherry salmon), 792 nucleotides long. Its product is annotated as mucin-2-like. NCBI's taxonomy places the organism in Eukaryota, Metazoa, Chordata, Actinopteri, Salmoniformes, Salmonidae. The transcript is spliced from 4 exons. The coding region runs from base 5 to 718 and encodes 237 amino acids. The record is from RefSeq and is a predicted model, not a curated record.